Messenger RNA from Paramuricea clavata, 1871 nucleotides. Lineage: Eukaryota; Metazoa; Cnidaria; Anthozoa; Malacalcyonacea; Plexauridae. The record is from the annotation of a GenBank genome assembly.
CGCUGGUAAGGUGAAAUUAUUUAUAUGAAGAAGUUAGGAAAAUCAUUGCAGUUUCGCAUCAAAAUAGCUUUGGACCAGUUAUGGCUUCAGUACCAGAAAACCCCGUCAAGGAAAUGUCGAAAGACGAAUACGGUGAAUACAAAAAUAAGUAUGACCGUGAGAUGAGUGAAAUUAAAAUUGGGUGCAAGCGUGUUAAAGAAAAAAUAAAAACGAUAAGACAAGAUUAUUCGAAAGCUGUCACAAGUGGCAGGAGAAGUGGAAGUGGAAAAGUUGUCUUUAUAGAAUUUUACGAUGAUCUGACAAAACUUUGGGGCGGUUCGCCAUCAACGGAACCUUUAACUUUUGGAGUAGAUUUGCAAAAUAUUAACAACAAUGACAAGACAAGUGGGACAAGUGGCAGAAGGUAAUAAUAAUUUUAUGUCAGAUUAUUAUGUCAGCUGUUGGGAGACACAACAAACUGUGAAUUAUAAACCAUUAUUAAGGGGCUGUUUAUAUGAGGCGAGCUAGCUCGGGCUCGCUUUGUUAAUAUUUCCUACUAAAUUUCAUGUUACGUUUAUAUGAGAACCAAGCUGGCCCGCCUAACCGAGGUCCCACUUCGUGUGACCCGAGACCUCGGGUAAACGGGCUGGGUAGUUUGCCAUAUAAACGCAAUAGGGAGGGCUAGCCCUCCUAGUAGGGCUGGAAAUUUAGCAAAUACACAUGUGCAAAUAAUUAGAAUAAUUCAGAAUGCACAAACAACUCCCAUAUAAGGAACCAACUUCCAUAUAUGGAGAUGUUUACUCCAAAAAAAAUUAGAACAAGAAGAGCCAGCCCUUCAUGUAAGUUUCUUGUAAACUCGUGGUGAAAUUCAUCUCAGGGAUGCGAGCCAGCUCGGGUACCCGGGCUGGCUCGCUUCCAUAUAAACAGCCCCUAAAACUCGCAAGACUCUUCCCUUCAUGAGUAAAAUUGGGCCAUCAUAAUUCAGACAAUAUGUGCACUACUGCAUUCUCCCUAUUGAGGAGUUUGGACAUCCAGUGGGAGACGAGAUUUUUAAUUUUUAUUUUUCCUGGGGGUGGGUUAUAGUAUUUAAAAAAAGAUGGUGAAAAUUUGGUAUUUUAGUGAUUUCCAAAGGGGGGGGGACUUCCAAAAAUUGCAUCCAAUGUUUUUUAUCCUAAGGGGAUAGUGAAGUGAUCCCUCGAUAACAUGGUGUGGGUAUGUUGAAUGUCCCAUUGUCUUGCACUACUAACUUAGGCAGAGUAAAAAAAUUGUAGCUUCAAGCAUAUUGAUAUCAAAUUAUCAAUUUUACAUUAGUAUCAGUGACACUUUCAUUGUAUAAUUUUUAUACAGAUAUUGAAAGAAUCCGCUCAUUGACUCCGAUAUCUGUUGGGAAAGAAGCAGAAGACAGUGAAUCUGAUAUGGAUGAUAACAAUUCAAUUAAAAGUAGUUUUUCUGAAGUUUCUACUCACAGCACAAGUUAACCGAGAAAGUUUGAGAAUUGGAAGUAGUGUCAAAUGUGCCAAAUCUCAUUGACAACAAGAGGAAAAGUCUAGAAAAAAGAUUAUCAGCAGCUCAGAGAGAUCAGAAACUUAUUGAAGCUGCUAAAGAAGAUACAGCCAUGCGAAAAGACAUGCUUGAAUGGGUUCGUCAACAACUACGGCUCAUGUAAUGGAAAAUAUGUCUCGGCCACACUUAAAGAAAUGUUCCAAGGUAUGACUCAAGCUAUGGUGCUACUUGCAAAUGCUUUUAACCGACCACGACAACCUGCCCAGCAUCACCCAGGAUUUAUGCCUUAUUAUUUCAAUCAGCCAAUAUCUUUUGGUAGUGGACAUAAUCAACCUGUUUCCUAUCCAAAUCCAGAUGACCAAGAAAAUCCCUUAUUUGAAUUAAAUUAA